GAAACAACUGAUGGCAAAACACUUGUGUGGUUUGUUUUGUUUGCUUCUGUGAAAAUGUUUAUUUUCAUAAAUAAAAUCGAGUGAAAGUCUCCCUUUAAACGAUGUUCCGUACCCCAAAACGUAAUAAGGGAGUAUCUAACAACAAUGAAAUUGCAACUUUAACACCUGAAAGGGCAUUAAAACCUAGAAUUCUUAAUUCACUAGACAAAGACGCAUGUAACGGGAAUUCAUCAAACGAAAUUAUUUCUGUAUCGCCAAAUGAAAAUCGAAGAGGUCGACCAAGAGCUGAUUGUUUAAAUGCCCUUAUUUUAGAAGGCUCAACGUCUCCAAGUUCCAUAAAAUGCAAUUAUUGCGGAAGAGUAUUUCCUAGGGAAAAGUCAUUGCAAGCUCAUAGGAGAACCCAUACAGGUGAAAAGCCAUAUUCUUGUGAUUAUCCAAAGUGCUUCAAAAGAUUUGCACAAUCAGGACAAUUAAAAACCCAUCAAAGACUUCAUACUGGAGAAAAACCAUUUAUUUGUUCUGCCCCAAAUUGUGAGCAACGGUUUACACAUGCCAAUCGACGUUGUCAGCUUCAUCCUGAAUUACAACUGAAAAGGUUUAACUCGUCAAGCAAAAUUGAAUAUGACAAGUCGAUGGAUGAAGCACAUCAUGCUGAAGUACGAGCCUGGUUGACAAACAAUGAAAAAAGAGUCAAAAGAUGUUCUUCUGGAUCCUCUGGCGAGUUGGAAACAACUCCAAAAAGGUCACGACCAAGGACAUUCAGUGAAAAAUCGCCAUCGUUAUCGCUCAAUUGGCUGAGCUCAAAUGAAAAUUCAAAUCUAACAGAAAUCGAAAAUACACCACCUCCUUCUGAAGUUGAGUUUCCAACUCUAUCAGCUGAUGGUGACGACAAUUUUAGCGCCAAAGAGGAAGCAGACUCCAGUCGAGAUGAUAAGGAGCUACCAAAGAAAAGAUGGCUUCGAGAGGCCACUAAAAAAGGAGAUAUUGUUUUGGAUGAUCAUGAUAACAAUCAUGAAGAACUUGCCCAACCUUUAAACUGGGACGAACCAGUGGAAAGUACAGAAAAUAAUCAUAAUACCGAUUUAUCUUGCCCUUCCGAGAAUAUGGUGAUAAUGGAAAAUCAGAAUAGGCCUUCAGUUCUUGUUUGUUUACAUGAUGGUAAAAAAAAAGCCAUGACCAAUGAUGAAAUCCAAACAGCUAUUGCUCUUGUGGAGCUGAAAAACAGUGGUAAUUGUUAUAGUAAAUGUAAUUAUAGAAUUUAAUCUUACUGAAUUGUUAAUUUAGAUGUUUUAAGUUAUCAGACACACCAGAUGUAGGUAUAUUUUAUUAGAAUGGUAGCAGUGACACCAGAUUUUUUUGCAAUUUUUUGUAGCUUCUAUUUACCUAAAAUAUGUUCUAUUACCAAUUCUACUUAUUUAUUAUUUGUUCAUUGUUAUUUCAGAGUAACAGUGAAAUUGAUCAGUAUAUACAGGGUGCCGAUUUGACGUGUACAUAUUUUCUAACGAUAGAUUCUUGUAAUCAAAGAGAAAAAACUUUUUUUUACUAAAACCAAACUCGAAUGAAAGUUUUCACAAAUAUAUUUUUCAGCGACCUUUUUACUUAUUACCUUCAUAUUUCAUGGUCAUCUUGAUAACAGAAUAGCUUAUAUUUUUUAAAAGCCAUGUUGUGUUUGUGUAGUUUAAUAAAUUUACGACAUAAUAAGGAAGAUUAUUGUUAGAUGUUGAUGAAUUUCCAUUGAAAGAGUAAAUUUCCUUAUUUUUUUUAAAUAAUGCAGUAUUUAGUUAAUGGUUUUCAAAAAUGUUUGGUUGCAGGAUUAUGCUGUUUAAAAAUGAGCGUCUUUCAACCAUGGUAUACUAUUUUAUUUAUCUUUUUAAAAUUCUUAAUAGAAUCAUGUUCAUGAAUUCUCGACUUGGUUUGUUUUUACUCUAAAUUUAUGUCAAAUUAUUUUGAUUCAUUCAACUACCUUAUAUUUAAGGUAGCAUUUUAGAGUUAAAUGGAAGUACUUAAACUGGCUGAUAAUUUUGUAUUAAUUUACAAACACUGAUGAAACUAUUCAGAUGAAGUUAUAUUUUACUUGGGUCGUCACUGUGACUUCCCAAUUCAUUUCAUCUAGCACUAUAUUUUUCAAACUUACCUGAUCUAAAUUUCUCAUAAAUAUGUAUUACAGUUAUUUUUCUCUUAGAAGACUAUGUCCUGUAUUUUUCUCAUGAAGUGGUUCACUUCGAGUUGUAUGUUGUUUUCAAUGAUAUUUAUUGGUGCUGUUAUUGAUCCAGAAUUGGAUGCAUUUAAUAGAGAUACUUCUUCAAGAUUCCCAUCUUUAUAGAUAUAUAUAUUUAUUCCAAUAGUAUCUAAAUUUUGUUGUAUUCAUUAUUUAUAUUUCAACCGUUAUUUAUCAGAAAAAGUAUAGAAAUUUAGAAUGAUAUUGAGAAUCCAAUUAACAUUUAAUUUCUCAGAAGUGGAGGUGAGAAGAUUAUAAAUUCUAAUUAUUAAUAUUAUUUAAAGGCAGGAGAAUAUUUUUUCAGUUAAUAUGAUCUUCUGUAAUAUAUAAUCUGUACUUCAAACACAUCUGUCCUCUUAUAGAUUAAUUGAUUCCUAGAAUUUUCCUAUCUUGUUUAUGUUUGUUUCUUGUGAUAAUAUAUAGUUUUAUCUGAUAAAA
Harmonia axyridis is the source of this 2656-nucleotide messenger RNA. RefSeq names its product gastrula zinc finger protein xFG20-1-like. NCBI's taxonomy places the organism in Eukaryota, Metazoa, Arthropoda, Insecta, Coleoptera, Coccinellidae. Gene Ontology annotation, cellular component: nucleus. Gene Ontology annotation, biological process: regulation of transcription by RNA polymerase II; central nervous system development. The coding region runs from base 102 to 1262 and encodes 386 amino acids. The record is from RefSeq and is a predicted model, not a curated record. Gene Ontology annotation, molecular function: DNA-binding transcription factor activity, RNA polymerase II-specific; RNA polymerase II cis-regulatory region sequence-specific DNA binding. The transcript is spliced from 4 exons.